CCACCCUGAAUCCUGGCAUUCAGGCUGUGGCUCCUUCAGCUUCCACAGUGCAUCCCGUUUUAUGGGAAUCCUCUUAUGUCUCCUUACAAGUGAACAUAUAAGGUUUUCACAUGCUGUAAUACGGAGCACAGAGAUGACUCGAAGAAUCCCGGCGGUUCAGUUUCAAUAAGAGGCGCGUCUGCCCUUCUCCAGGGACGACAUGUCUGCAGUUGAGACCGGCUUGUACCAACCCGCUCAGCUGCUCAGCUGGGUUUAUAUGUCCUUACACGACGCUCCUGGCAGCGCUUUCGACGGCUUUAAGGUCGAAUCGGACUCCUCUGCUCAGGACGGGACGGAGCGCAUCGCGGCUGAUCUGAGCUCCAACUAUCUUAGCAACUUCUUCAAUCUGAACACUGAGGCUUUGACUAAAAGUUUCUACAAAGGCUCAUCCCCGCAUGGAUCGUUCAGUAACAUCGUUGACGGUCUGAACUCUCUGGCGGACCAUUUCUCAGAUCUCUCCCUGUGCCCCGAGACGCACAGACCCAGCAAAAGGCCACCGCCCAACUACUUGUGCCACCUAUGCUUCAACAAAGGACACUACAUCAAAGACUGCCCUCAGGCGCGACCCAAAGGUGAAGGCCUGACCCCGUAUCAAGGAAAGAAGAGGUGCUUCGGGGAAUAUAAAUGCCCUAAAUGCAAGAGGAAGUGGAUGAGCGGCAACUCCUGGGCCAACAUGGGACAGGAGUGUAUCAAGUGCCACAUCAACGUUUACCCACACAAGCAGAGACCUCUGGAGAAACCGGACGGUUUGGACGUGUCAGACCAGAGCAAAGAACAUCCACAGCACCUGUGUGAAAAAUGCAAAGUCCUUGGCUACUACUGCCGCCGCGUGCAGUAGGACACUGCCUCCUUUUGCUGAGUGUAGGCUUAUUCAAAGACUCACCAUUUCAUAUUUUACCUUUUAAAAACAUGCAAUAAUGAACCGUUUUAGUACUGGGAUGAAUCUAACAUCUAAGACUCAUAAAAUAGAUUUUCUGCUAGACAUCUCAGUGGAAAUGAGUUCCUUUGUGUUCUUUGGGUUAUCUUCAUGUGAAAUCUCAUCUUUACCAAAGAACUGUGAAUUACUGUGAAUUUUAAACAAGAUUAGCUCCAUCUGUUUCUACAUGAUGGAACAGUCAGAUUAAAAGUCUUAUACAUGUUUGUAUAUUUCCAAAAUAAUUCACUGUAAAUGUAAUCAUGUUUUCUGUAUAAAAUAUGAAAGUCUUAACCAAGAAAUAUAUGCAUUUAUAUGUUUCUGUUAUAUUAUCAGUACUUGUGGGUACAUAAUUUUUUUUAUGUUUUGUUGAGGAAUAUAUUCAACUGUAAAUGUCUUUCUGUGAUUCUUAUGACCACAUCGGUCUGGUGGUUCAGCAUGAUAUUCUUUAUUAACAGUAAGCUAAAGCAAAUAUUUAAAAGGGCAUACAGCGCUAGGAAUACUCACCUAAGUGCCUUUUAGAGUUGUAAGACUGUAUUUGUAGCAUAGGACCAGAGAAGGGAUAGACAGCUGAAAAGUGGCAGAAGUUGUGAACCAAUAAUCAAAGGAUACUUUUUACUGAAGUCGUAAAACCUAAAAUGAUGUGAAGUUCUAUAUAAUGUGCCUUGUUUGCAUAACAUUUAGCUGAUCCAUUGAGUUUUCUUACAUUAAAAGGCUCUUAUAAAGA
Molecule: messenger RNA, 1679 nt
Organism: Girardinichthys multiradiatus
Lineage: Eukaryota; Metazoa; Chordata; Actinopteri; Cyprinodontiformes; Goodeidae
Product: zinc finger CCHC domain-containing protein 24-like
Exons: 4
Coding region: 200-877 (225 amino acids)
Molecular function (GO): zinc ion binding; nucleic acid binding
Source: RefSeq, a predicted model, not a curated record